Cyprinodon variegatus (sheepshead minnow) is the source of this 1080-nucleotide messenger RNA. It is a transcript of the gene mrpl46, whose product is annotated as mitochondrial ribosomal protein L46. The record is from RefSeq and is a predicted model, not a curated record. NCBI's taxonomy places the organism in Eukaryota, Metazoa, Chordata, Actinopteri, Cyprinodontiformes, Cyprinodontidae. Bases 3 to 623 code for a protein of 206 amino acids. Gene Ontology annotation, cellular component: mitochondrial large ribosomal subunit. The transcript is spliced from 3 exons. Gene Ontology annotation, molecular function: structural constituent of ribosome.
AGAUGGAGCUGGAGAAAAGCCUGCUGUCGGACCAUGAGCUGCGGCUGAUGGAGGACGCAGAGAGGAUGAGUCGGAAGCAGGCUGACGACUACGACUCGGAUGAAGAGGAGGGACGUGAUGACCAAGAGAUCAUGAUGGCUCAGGACCUGGAGGACACCUGGGAGCAGAGGUUAAAGAGCUUCCAGCCUGCUCCAAGGUUCAGAGCCGACGCAGAUAAGGACUUGACCUCGGUGCAGCGCUGUCUGGCCGACUCGCUGGUGCUGCUGGCUGAGCAGCAGGUGGGAGCAGAGAAGCUGUGGCUGCUUCCUCAGGCAGCGUGGCAGGAGGGAGAAACGCUGCGGCAGACGGCAGAACGAGCUCUCAGCUCCGUUUCAGCAGCUGAUUUCAAGGCAACUUUCCUCGGGAACGCUCCCUGCGGUGUUUACAAGUACAAACUGCCCAAGGCCACUCGGACCGAGAGCUCAAUUGGGACAAAGGUGUUCUUCUUCAAAGCCAUCCUGGCUGACAGCGCUCCAGGAAAAGCUCCAAACUCGGCUCUGCUUUGGUUGAAGAAAAGUGAGCUGCAGAAAUACCUGAAACCAGCAUACAUGAUGAAGGUUGACCGCUUCGUUCUCAGCUUGUGACCAGAGACUUAUUCAAUACAGUUUGUUGUUGAUCUGUCAUCCAUUUUCAAUAAAUAUUUGGUUUGUUUCGUAAUACAGUUUUUUUCCCCCUCAGGAACUGAUAUUCAUCAAAAUAAAAAUUUAAAAUAUAUUGUGUGUCCUUAGGAGAACUGUAUCAUUUUGUUAAACAAGAUGAAAGAAAUUCAAACAUAGUCUUAGUAGGAUUCCUCUGCAGUGGGACAAUGACGGCUGACAGUUUUAUCCACAGCUUGCUCCUCUAGGCAAUAAAUCAGCCAGUUGUACGGCUCUGGAAGUGAGGUGUCAGUGAUUAGCUAUCACUUUAUCAUUCAGUUCAGUAUUCAGGCUGGCAGUGCUCUCUUUUUCAGUAGAGAAUGUAAAAAGGUUCAUGCUCGCUCAUUGUGUGCGUUUAUUUAUUAGUUUUGGAUUUUUAAAUAAAGCAUUUGACCCGUUCAGUCAU